Molecule: messenger RNA, 2168 nt
Organism: Nasonia vitripennis (jewel wasp)
Lineage: Eukaryota; Metazoa; Arthropoda; Insecta; Hymenoptera; Pteromalidae
Product: serine/threonine-protein phosphatase 6 regulatory ankyrin repeat subunit B-like
Exons: 2
Coding region: 438-2069 (543 amino acids)
Molecular function (GO): protein binding
Source: RefSeq, a predicted model, not a curated record
AAAAUGCUUUUCCGGCCGCAGACCCAAACCAACGAAUAUGGACUCAGAUAGAAGAAGGGCCCUGUGUUAUGCGCCGAGAGGUACCCGCUUUCCAAUGCGUACGUAGAGCCUGUAUACCUAUAUAUAUAUUGGCCCGGAAAAUUUAGUCCCUCACGGGAAGCGCGCUUCUAUAGCGAGUCUAUAUUCGUUGCCCAAACGCUCGUAGCUCUUUGGAAUGCAUCGUGGCAGUCGUGUCGACGCCAUGUCGACGCUCGGCGGAGGAGUGCUUUAUCCGAAAGUUCGUUGUUGUCAGAAUGUGUUGUUUAUAUGGGAAACAAGAGUUAAAUUAUAGUGGCGUAUGAGAUCGGAGUUUUCGUCGGCGAAUACCAAGCCAGAACAGUGCAGUCAUAUAGUGUGAAAUACAAUCGGUACGCAACAAAUAACACACAUUUCGCAACAUGGAACAUUCAAACUUCAGCCCGGAAAAUCUCCGCUCGUUCCACGACGCCUGCAAGAGAAACCUCCUGGAGCUCAUCAAGCAGUUCGUUCAACAAGGCUACCCCGUCAACAGUCACGCGGAUUCGAGUUUCGGCGAUGAAUUCGCCGACUACACUCCCCUCCACUUCGCCGUGAAAAACGAAAAUCCAGAAGCCGUGAUGUACCUUCUGCAUUACGGCGCGGACAUUAGCAAGAAAAGCGCCAACUCCUGGACACCGGUUCACCUGGCCUACUACGUUUCGACCAUAAACUUGCUGCCCACGAUCUUCGACUACUCGGAAGUCAACACCUACGUCAACGCUGUGGACGACAGAGGACUGACCCACUUUCACAUCUGCUGUCGUACCAUGGACGAUCCGAGCUACGUUCAACGUUUUAUAGAGAGGGGGGCUGACGUGAACCAGAAAACGCUGUUCCUCUCCAGCUACGAUUCCGGCUUUACCCCGCUGCACUUCGCGGUUCUGAGGAAGGAAGCCGAAGUCAACCCGUUUUUGACGUUGCUUUUGGAAAACGGCGCCGAUCACUCUUUGAAGUGCGAGGAUGGCUUGACGCCGCUUCACUUGGCCUGCAAACUCGAUAACGUCUGUUCGGGCAUGUUGCUCCUGCUGUCCGGUGCCGAUAUCGUCGCUAGAGACGAUAAAAAUCGUCUGCCUCUUCACUACAUAUUCUACAGAAACUGCACGAGUUACCUCGCCGAUAUCAUCUUCGACAACAUCCCAACCGAUCGCAAUUACACGGAUUUCCAGAGGUUAUCGCUUCUGCACAUGGCUUGUUUUUGCGGCAAAACGCUCCUCGUAAAGUCUCUGCUCGCUCAAGGCUGCUGUCCCAACGGUCGCGUCAUCGCGAUCAAUGAAAAUGGCAAGGAACUGUUGUUCGCUGGUAAGCUGAGCCUGGCUGGGCUGACGCCUCUGCACAUGGCUCUGAUCGAGUCGCGUUGGUUGAUCGCUGAAAAUUUGCUCUUGGCCGGCGCUGAUAUCAACGCGGAAGACGAUCAAGGCAAUUCACCGCUGUGGUACUCUUACACUCCGGUCGGCUUUAGAUUGUCUCAAGUAUCGAGAAAUACCGCAGUGAGCGUCGAUCCGUCGAAAGUCAUGGUUGCGAACCAUGUGAUGGCGUGUCGAGCUGCUGGACUGAUCAGCGCAAAAGUGAAGCAUGAAUCGUUGCAACGUGGACUAGUGGCAUUGGGAACCUAUAUAUAUAUGCUUUCCAGUUGCAGAGCUCAACUCGAAAGAAUAGAAAUGGUUAGAAUAAACAACGGCCCAGUUGAAUGUAACAAUUUGCGCGGGAUUUUGGGCAAAAACGAGUUCGAAAUGGCCAGACUGCUCGUUAACAAGAGUGUGGCGAGUUGGUUGAAUCCGAAGUACUUGAAUCAAUUGACCAAGGGAUUUCUCGUGUACGGCUACAUGAUCAAGGCUCAGGUGAACAAGGGUUUGAGGAGGAUUGAGAGACUUUUGGAGGCGAGGGAUGCUUUGGAACGUUUGACUGUUGUUCGGUUACCUGUGCUGUGCUCCGAACGGAUAUUAAGCUGUUUAUGCUAUGAUGAUCUUGAAAGUGUGAUCGAAGCGAGCAUCGCAGUGCAAAAACAAGAUUGACUAGUGAAAAUCGGAAACAACGGCGUAUGAAAGAUUAUUAAUUUAUUUUGAUGCAUGUGUGCAGAUCACUUAAUUGUUUGAAUAAAUAUUGAACAAUUA